Molecule: messenger RNA, 768 nt
Organism: Priapulus caudatus
Lineage: Eukaryota; Metazoa; Priapulida; Priapulimorpha; Priapulimorphida; Priapulidae
Product: CUB and peptidase domain-containing protein 2-like
Exons: 3
Coding region: 235-768 (177 amino acids)
Biological process (GO): proteolysis
Molecular function (GO): serine-type endopeptidase activity
Source: RefSeq, a predicted model, not a curated record
GUACAUUCUGUAGACGGAGUGCCGUCACGCUGCAAGUUUUACGGAUAGCUCGGCUCCGCGAGAAACUUCAAACGUUGAUUUCACAGUGACAUAUCAACGUGUUUUCCUCUCGUAUAGGAGAUAUAUCGAUAGGGUGACUUCAGCAGUUAAUAAUAAUAUGAAUAACACACAUCACGGUGUGAAUCGUGACUGAAAACCAGCAAAGGCUUUGGAUAUUUAUUGACCUACUUGAAUAUGUUUAGGUCGGUAGACCGCCGCCGGACCGCGAGUGGCGCUUGGAUCGCGCUAAUUGUUCUUGUGCAGCUGUUAAGGCCCGCUAAAUUGCAGAAAUUUCAUUCGGAUACUAUCCAUGCAGUCAUUCGAGGUUCACCGGUCAUACAAGAAGCGACGUGGCCAUGGCAGGCUCUGGUGUUAAACGAAGGCAACGCCCACUGUGGCGGAUCCCUCAUCAACCCGUGUCACGUGCUCACGGCGAAGCACUGCGUUGAAGGUCGCGACCCUACAAAGAUGGCCGUCGUGAUGGGAGAGCACCAGCGUUCUGUGGUCGAAGGUCGAGAGCAGACGAGAAAUGUCCUCCGCUUCAUUCCACAUCCGUCGUGGGAUCUCGCCAUUCUCCAGCUUAGUGCGAGCUUCAACCUACCGGAUCGCGUGCGUGCUGUCAAAAUAAAACUUCGCCUAUCAGACACAGGGUCUGAACUGAAAAUUGAGACUGAUUCUAAGAACAGGCGCAAUUAUAUGUCUGCGUUCACGCCGCGCGUUGAUCAAUAG